AUGACAAGUUAUGCCAAUGGCAACCUACGCCCUCAAGUUAUCUUGUCAGUGAAGGAUUUUGAAUGGAUGUUGCGGCAACCUGACAGCUUUCUAUCGCAACGGGAAGUCGUGACCCACACUCUGCAGUUGAAGAGUCUCUUCCCCAGUAUCUUUCCCAAUGGUCUAUGUCCACAGGUGGCCAAGGUUAGCAGUAUAGUUGCCAGCCAGUUUCUUACUCAGAAACUAGACUGUAUCCAGCGCGAGCUUGCUGACGAGCUCCGACGGAACAUUGACCAUGAAUUUGGCAAGGAUUACAAUAAUUGGCAACCAGUCCACCUGGUUGAAGCGAUACAAAAAGUUGCAUUAGGCAUGUCUAGCCGACUCUCAUGGGGCUUGCCGCUAGGUCGCGAUGCGACCUUCAUGCGUUCUCUUUCUGGAUUUAUAAGCCUCCAAGCGGGUGCCAUGAUACCACUGCUUGGUGCCUUUUUCAGAGUCCUUUUAUACUUUGCUCAAAGGAGAGUGUGGAUUGCCACUGAACCACUUCUCAAGGAGUGGUUAGCCCAGGUUGAGCUGGAGGAACAGGAGCAAGUCUCUGAUGAAAACUCCAGAGUACCCUACAACGUUGCAACCUCGUUCAUUCGAGAAUCCCGCAGGAUUUAUGGUUCUAAUGGACUCGACAAGGAGAAGCUCUUGAUGGCUAUCAAUCUCUUUACAAUUAUCCCGUUUAUGAGCACUAUUUCUACCUCUUCCGCUGCAAUCUUGGAUAUUGCAAGUUUCCCACCAGAAAAAGAGUUGUAUCAGCAGCUUCAGCAAGAAGCUGCAAAGGUCCUUGGUUCAGAGAAAGAAUGGACAGACCCAAUCUCCUUCAAGAGGCUCCAUUACAUAGAUAGUGCCAUCCGGGAAUCAUUGCGCCUGACUCCAGUAAGUCUACAUGCAUCCAGCCGGGAAGUAAUCCCCCCAUCAGGCAUCACACUACCCGCGGGCCAACAUCUGCCGCAGGGUAUAUGGGUUGCCGCAUCCACGUUGGAUAUUCAUACGGACGAGAGAUUCUAUCCCAAAGGGCAGUCAUACGAGCCAUUCCGAUUCGUUGAAGAGCAGACUAUUGAGGAUUGUAUGAGCCCAAGCAGGGAAAGUAACAAAAAAGACACUAGUACAGCUGAGCAGAUGGUCACUAAGGUAGCAGUCACCCCGACAUAUCUGCCCUUUGGCGCAGGACGUCAUGCAUGUCCUGGUCGGCAUUUUGCUCUUCAUCUACUCAAGAUGAUUGUCGCCUAUACUGUUUUGAACUAUGAUAUCGAGCCCCUUGACAAAAGGCCUGAGAAUGUAACUUUUGGGCAUCACAUACUUGUUCCGCCGAGUGCUACAGUCCGAGUCCGUCGGAGGGAGGUCAACUGA
Molecule: messenger RNA, 1374 nt
Organism: Aspergillus udagawae
Lineage: Eukaryota; Fungi; Ascomycota; Eurotiomycetes; Eurotiales; Aspergillaceae
Exons: 5
Coding region: 1-1374 (457 amino acids)
Molecular function (GO): oxidoreductase activity, acting on paired donors, with incorporation or reduction of molecular oxygen; iron ion binding; heme binding
Source: RefSeq, a predicted model, not a curated record